This is a messenger RNA of Lottia gigantea (owl limpet), 5808 nucleotides long. RefSeq lists its product as hypothetical. Lineage: Eukaryota; Metazoa; Mollusca; Gastropoda; Lottiidae. The transcript is spliced from 5 exons. Gene Ontology annotation, cellular component: nucleus; histone methyltransferase complex; transcription regulator complex. The record is from RefSeq and is a predicted model, not a curated record. Gene Ontology annotation, biological process: positive regulation of transcription by RNA polymerase II. Bases 1 to 4977 code for a protein of 1658 amino acids.
AUGGGUCCGCAGGAGGACUACAUCGAGACAGUUGUCACCUGCGAGGGGGAUUUUCAUGAUCCUGAAUUACAUAGACGCUUAGAGGAGUUUAGACUCCAUCUGAAAGAAUUACUUUCAACAGAUUCAAAUCAGGUUAUUUUGAAGAAAGUUGAGCCAUGGAAUAGUGUACGAGUAACCUUCAAUAUAACUAAAGAAGCAGCAUUGAGGUUAAAACAAUUUGCUCAACAAGGAAAUGCUACAUUACGCAGUUUGGGAGUAUUGGCUGUACAGAUUGAAGGCGAUCAGAUUAUCUCUCUAACUAUAGCAGGGCGAAAUAAUGAGAGAGCAGAACUUAUCUUAAAAACUAAUGACUCAAAUAGGACUGGCCCUUCAACUGUGCCUGGCUUAGAAUCUGGACUUCAAAGUUCAGAUGAAGUGUCCUCUCCCGGACCUAAUGUUGUGGAAGCUACUCGGAAAAAUAUAGCAGACUAUUUGCGAAAAGGAACUUCAUUAUUUGAUAUAUUUAAUCCUAAUUUAUCAGUGAAUGGUAAAGAAGUGUUCAGAUCUCCUAAUGUUGUGGCUACAUCAAGUGAGCCGAUUCCAUUUAAAGCUAACAACAUACUCAGUUCAUCUAAUUCAACAAUUCAUGGAACCACCACCACUCAAGCAAGUUCUUAUUCCAGUAAUUUUCCACCUGGUAGAAGUCCUACUGGCUAUCCAUCAAGUCACAGCCCAAGUUAUCCAUCUCCAACAUCCUCCAGCUUGAGUCCUGUAGGCCAACCUGGGUUGAAAUUUCCAUCCCCACCUGGAAGUUCAAAUGCAAUGAAUAAUUUCCCUAAUCUAGGAUUGCCUCCACCACCACCAUAUCCUCAUACUAUGGCUCCAGUCAAUAAUAUUCCAAGACAGGGUAAAACUGUCACUGCUGCAAGUCCCUUACUGGUCAAUUUGUUGCAGACUGAACCCUUAGUGGCUGGGUUGAACAACUUGGCAGGACAGAAAAUGUUGCCUCCAAAUGAAGGUGGGCCACCAGUGAAAAAGAAAAGGAAACCAAGAAAACCGAAAGAUUCAACAAGAACAUCAGUAGAUGGAGAAAUCCCUAUUGAAAGUAUUCCUAACCCUGGUUUGGAUGGGUCCAGCAGAACAUCAGUGUCUGGGCAGCCCAGAGAGGAUCCUCGUAUCCCUACCUUACCUAAUCAAAGCAACCAUACACAGGGAGUUGUGGAUAGUGUUAAUUUCAUGGAGCAUGAGCGUACAUUUAGUGCUGGAAAUAAGAAAUAUAAAGUGGAUGAUCCAUUUCCUCCUGAAGUAACUGCUGGUAAAAUUGUGAAUCCUUACACUGGUGAACUAGAACGCAUUGAAAAAUCCGUAGACAAUAGUCCAAAUAAAUCUAAAUCAAUGUUAAUGACUGAAAGAUUAACCUGUACGGUUAGUGAAAAGAAACCAGGUGAUUUAAAGUUAAGAAUUGGGCCUUUAAUUCCUCGGGAUAAAGAACAGUUUGUGGAGAAAAUCAAACAAAGUGUGGCAGCAACUAGAACAUCUUCGUUGACAACGCAGAACAUCUCACCCAUAUCUAACAAAAACUCUCACCCCAGUUCCUCUAGUGGGAUGAACAAGGGAAACGUAAGCUUAUAUAGUGAUAAUCUCAACAAUCAUAUACCUACUUCGCGCUCUGUUGCUAUGGAUAUCUAUGCAACUGAACAUUCUAGUCAUUGCGUGAAUACUACAGUGAACUCUACGCCUCGUAGUGGACAAGCGAGACAGGAAAUGAAAUCAGAAACUUCAGUGUUUUCUGGUGUUUCUUCAGUGCCAAAAUCUGUUUCAAAUAGUUCUGUGAUGCACACUCUCUCUUCUACAAGUUUUACUUCAGGGACAAAUGUUGGCCAGUCAAAACUGCAUAAUUCAAGCACUACUGUACCUACUCAGAACGCUAAUGUAACUUCUUAUUCAAGUUCUUUUACAUCACAAGACACUACCUUAACAAUUUACUCUCACAGUGCCCAAUCACGUGCAAAAUUGGAUCCCCUUCCUUCUCUGAACUCCCCAAACAUUAGAAAUACUGAAGUUCACAGCAUUACUGGCAGUCCUAAUGGCAAAGUGUCCUGCGAAGGGGAUGAGAGCUCCAAUCACAGUGUUGGCAUAAUGAAUGAUAUGAAUACAGAAGGACCUGCAGCAACGGUUUCACCUGUAGACUCAAGUGGAAACAAGGUGUAUAACCAUGAUUCAGGUGUUGGUAGUUCAUCUGAGAGAUCUGAUGACACUCCAUCUGAACCUGGUGAUGAAUUCAGGACGACUACCCAAGUUCAUGUAGAAGUGAGUGGUGAUGAGUGUUUAAAAUCCUUGAAGUAUACAGCAGAAAUGAAGACAUCUAAAGUGAUGACUGUAGGAUAUGUAAUGAAUAACGAUCAGACAUCAACCCAUCAAAACUCUAUGCUUCAGAAAGAACCGAUGUCAAAAUUGAAUAAGUUUGAACAGAUCCUUUAUGGUCAUAAACAUAAUGACGUAAAACCCAACAAUGUCCAUUUAAAAGUUGAAAAGGAAAUAACAGAAAAGAGAGUGAAUGGUCCAACAACUGUUCAGAAGGAGCAGAAUUCAUAUGAUCAUAAAAAACUGGAGGAAUUGCCAAAAUCUAAAUCACCAGGACAUUCUACUCACAACAAUGUGGUAUCGAGUGUUUCAUCAUACAUUAGAGAAAAUUGUGUAACUGAGAAUGGACCAUCAAAGCCAAAAAGCAGUGAAAAGAAACAGCGAUCGAAUCCACAAAGCCCUCGACAGGGUGGCAAAACACCAGAACCACCUAAAUUAGAUCCUGUGGAAAAAAUCCAAUCACAUUAUGUUAAUAAUUACAAUGAUUGGCCAGAUUUAAAUUUAGCAAAUUCAUUCUUCGGUCACAUAAAUACGGAUAAUUUUGAUUCUCAUCAAUUUGAAGGCUUAGAAUUUGAUUCACCUCCAAAUUCUGAGAAAUUUGCUGGCUUCACUGAACAAGACAUUUUACAAGCAACAGCAAAAGGCUUGGCAUAUAAAGCACAGGCUGCUUUAGAUGGAACUAAAGGUUCUAACAUAACUAGUAAAUAUUCGAAACGUUCUUCACCAGUCAACGUGAACAUGCUCAAUCACCUUUAUGCACCAGGACUACCGUUACCACGACGAUUAACUGAAUCUGUUCAACGGUUAGUUAAACCACUCCCUUCAAAUGAGUUAAGUCUACCUCACUCGCGUGCAUGCAAGUCCCCUGGAAGUUCGAAAAAUGCAAAUGGUGCAACUUCACCAAGGAGUUGUGCCAGUGGUACAAAAUCUCCAGGUGCUAGUGUUUGUAGAACAGUAGGUAGUAGUGGUGGGUUGGGACAAAAUUUCAUGGGACAAAAUAUGAAUAAUUUAAAUAGUGCUAUACCAUCAUCACAAUAUGGGAGUGUUAAUAAUACGAACAGUAAUUCUCACGUUUUUUCAUCAGUGUCUAGUAACUCAGUUUAUUCACCGUCGUCAGAUAUAUCUAGUGACCCGUAUCACACAUCUAUAACUCACACUUCUCAACAUCAUUCCAAAUGUGUGCCGUCAAUAUCUCAAACAGUCAGUCACUCAGAAAUGGCAAAUGACAAAAUGGAUAAUAUGUCAUCUUUACAUACUCAGCAACCUUUACAAUCAGAAUCUGUGCCUUUUAGUGUGUGCAAUAUAUCUCAAGGCAGUGAUAAUGGUGCAAGUUUUCAAAGGAGAAAUGACUCUACUUCGGAAAACCCAAAUCUUCAUUUAUCAGCUAACAUAUGUGCCACGGAACAAACCAUAUCUAAUGAUCUCAGUAAAAGUGCUUCAGAAAAAACAGUUGAAGAUAGUGGUUGUAGUUCACAACAUUUAUUAAAAACAGUGUCUAAACAAAGUGAUAAUACGCAGUUGUCUUCAGAGGAUCAACCAGUGACUCAUUCUGUUACUAUUAAUAGAUCUGAUGACACACCUGUCAUCACUAGCGUCCCACCCUUUGUCUCAUCAGCAAGUCAGCAUUCCACAUCUAACCUCUCAGGUAGCACAUUAACCACACAGACUAGUGUUAGUUACUCUAGGCAGCAUGGUGUUUUGUUGACUAGUGUAGAUUUAUCAAAUGCUGUUCCUUCCCCUUCUGUUGACAAUAAACCUGAAAAUAUCGCUGUUCAAAGUGUGUCAAAAACUACAAUUCAAUCUGAAAAUAUGUCGGACACUUUGAAAACUACAGGCACUGAAAAUCUUAAAAAUGGGGAAGCAGAAAAUUUGAUCAGUUUGACACAGGAAUCUAUGAGUGUUGUCAAACCAGAAGCCUCAAACGAGAAACAAAAUAUUGAGCCUGUGAAAGAAGAUAGUGAUUCACAACCUCCAGUUCUUGAAAAUCAUUUGGACGUAAACACUGUAGUGUCUAGCUCACCCACAACUACCCAAUCAAUAGUGACUACUCCUAGUUCUCAAUCUUCAUCAGCAACAACAUCUUCAACAAGUGUAUCAUCAGACAGUACACCACCAGUCUUAACUCUGAAAGAAACGUCCCCUUUAGAUAGCGACCCUCCUCAGAGAAGGUUAACAAGAAAGCGUAAAUCUAACAACAGUGAAAGCGAAAGUAGUGAAGCUAAAGAAAUGAAGAUAUCAGAAGAAGGAGUGUUUGAUAACGAUGCUAUCCCAACGUUAAUAUCAGUGGAUGGGAAAUUGAUCGAUUGCAAGCCAGAAACUGAUGAGAAACCAGCCACAAAUGAAGAUAAUGUUGGAAUGAAAGAUGAUGAUCUAUUAAAAACAAGAGGGAGACGAAACAAACCACAAUUACCUGGCGCUAACGUGGCACAUUCAUUUUUUGCUGCACCAGUUAUUCAAGGGCGUACGCGAAGUCAAUCAUCAACGCCUGCUGUUUCUAAUGAUAAACACGACUUAAAGGAAGAAACAACAACUACACCUGUUACUACACAAAAAAGGGCAACACGUUCUGUUAAACAAAAAGAUCAAAGUGAUUCAUUAGCUAAAAGACGUAGAUCAAGAGAUCACAGACAAUAAUAAACAUCAAUAUACAUUAUACCAUCUUUACAUCUUAUAGCCCUCCUGUUAUGUAUAUAUGAUUAUAGUCAUGUGAUCAUUACCUGUGUAUAAUAUAUAUAUAUAUAUUCAGUCAUACACUGUGAGUGAGACAAUCUUAGUGUUCCUUAUAGUGUUAAAUAGUCUGGAACAAAAUCAUAUUGUGUGUACAUUUGUAAAAGAUGAUAAAAGAAUCAGCACCUCUCACAGACUUGGAAAGGCCAAGGUCAUAUUCUUCAGGACUGAUAGUUCAAGGUCAAUAUCUUGUGCUGUAUAAGUUUGAUUAUUUCAUCAAUACAGUGAACCUCAACUAAAUUGUGAAGUUAAUGAUAUAGAGACUGUAUAUAAUGUGUUAAAGAAUAUUUAAUGUUUGCUGUCCACAUGUUAAUUUUUCCCUCUAUGUGUUAUCUCCCUUUUAUUGUGCUCUAUUUUUGUUUGUUUUCUUUCGAUUUAUUGAUAGUUUACAAUUUAAGUGCUUUGUACAAUUGGAAUUGUACAUGUUGAUUUUUUUCCUAAUCAAAAUCAUUCACUCAUCCAUCCAUUUUUCUUUCUUUCUGUUCUUAAUCUGAUAUUUUCUUUAUUAGUUUGAUACCAAAAAAAUUGUGUGAAAUAAAGGCAAACUAAAUGAAAUUAAAACGCAAGAUUUAGUUUAGGCAUGUUCAGAGUACUUCAGACUAAAAAAGUUGGGUUUGCAAUAUCAGAAUUGCGUAUAGUAGAUAUUUAAUGAAACACUGCCUAUCACAUCAUGACUUUCAAUCUCUAUUUUCAACAGAUAAUUAAUAAAAAAAAAACUGUGAAAUGUACCAUGAAUAU